Drosophila eugracilis is the source of this 2410-nucleotide messenger RNA. RefSeq names its product EF-hand domain-containing family member C2 (gene Efhc1.2). Bases 111 to 2408 code for a protein of 765 amino acids. Gene Ontology annotation, biological process: regulation of neuron projection development. The transcript is spliced from 5 exons. Lineage: Eukaryota; Metazoa; Arthropoda; Insecta; Diptera; Drosophilidae. Gene Ontology annotation, cellular component: microtubule. The record is from RefSeq and is a predicted model, not a curated record.
CAGAAUUUCUUUUGGUUUCGAUACAAAUGUAACCACAACGAUUUGGCAAGGCAAUUGGCAACAAAAUUACACUUUGGAUUAACCAAAAGAGUACGAAAUUACCUGUGAAAAUGAUGAGAUUACCGGGAAUGCCCAUGCUGCCAGGAGCGCAGUUCUACGAUCGUGGCAAACGUCGCCAUCCGCGACAACAGACCCUGAUGCACUACCAGGGCAUUCAGAUGCUGUCGGACCGCCGGGAACCCGAGCUGGUGGAACCCAAUGGCAUCGUUGCUGAUCCAAAGUGUCCACCCGUGCCCGCCCAACUCAACAGUCUGUGGGCACCGAAAGCCACCACCAAGUUGCCCCCCUGGCUGGCCUAUGACAAACAGGUGCUCUGCUUCACCGCCUACUUCAAGGAGAACCUGACCGAGAUCUACCAUGCCCCCUACCAGGUGCGCAAGGUGAAGAUCUACUUUUACCUGGAGGAUGGCACCAUGCAGGUCACCGAGCCAAAGGUGGAGAAUUCUGGUAUACCACAGGGUUGCUUGGUUCACCGCCAGCGAAUCCCAAAAGCUCCACCAACCGACCGCGAGUUUAUCUCCAUCUUUGAUCUAAACGUGGAUACGGAUGUGCAGAUCUUCGAUAGGGUUUACCACAUCAGCGGAUGCGACAUAUUCACGCGACAGUUCCUUAACCGAGCUGGCAUCUUUGUGCCAGAGGCUCAGCAGGAGCCAUGUGAUCCCACCACGGAAAUCCGAAAACGUUCUGCCUUAAAACAGACAGCUAACUCCUGCUCCUCGGCUAUACCCAAAAAGCAUACCUUCGCCCAAUUUCUGGAGUUCGAUAGACGGGUGCUUAAGUUCCAGGGAUAUUGGAACGAUCGGAGCGAGUUUGGCGAUGUGAGAAAGCUGGAAAUCUGUUACUAUCUGGCCGAUGACACUAUUGACAUUAAGGAGAAGUUCCCACGGAAUUCUGGAAGAGAAGGACCCAGCACAUUCCUAAAACGAGGAAAGCUGCCAAAAGAGUUCUCGGGACUUCCCCUGCCUGGCCAACAAACGGCUAUGACCUUGCUUAAUGUCCUGGGUAACAGUAUGCGCGAUGUGCGUUACGUAGCCGACCCGUUAAACACUGGCCAAAGAGAAGUGCAGAACUACACUGAUCAGGAUCUGCAGAUCGGAGCCGUUUUAAAUGUCUUUGGAAGGGCUGUUGUCCUUACAGGCUGUGACCAGUUCACACAGAGUUACUACCGGGAGAAGUAUGGCAUCCAGGAGUUUUGCGCUCAACCGAUUCCAGAGAGAAGUGAUAUCCGUCCAUACACUCAGGGUAGCAUACAAUCUCGCAGACUGCCACCCUACAAUGGAUGGGGUAGCCAUGAGGAUUCCGAGGGCAACUGCAUUACCGUGGAGCCCAAACCCCCACAGGCAGACUUCAAGAAGCUCUUCAAGUACGAUGGCUGCAUCUUGCGCUUUGGGGCUAAACUCGUUUCGGCCAUUCGAGACAAUGGAGAGCGUGAUUUUGUCAUUAGCUACUUCCUAGCCGAUGACACAGUACAGAUAUACGAGUCGUCCCGCAGGAACUCAGGCUUCCUGGGCGGAGAGUUCCUUAAGAAGGCACGUGUUCCACUGCCUGGUCAGGAUAUGUUUAGCUCCUCGCGGCCUGAGUACUACAGAGCUAAUGACUUCUAUAUAGGACGCACCAUGACUCUGAAAGAUCAUAUCUUCCACAUUGUUUCGGCUGACGAGUUUACUCUGAUGUACAUGGAACAACAUCCCAGCGAGUUCCCCGUAGCCGAUAUACGACUGAUCAUGCAGAAGAUCCGCGAGGCAGUGCGUCCAGAGUACAAGCAGUUUGUGCUUAGCUGCAAGCCGGAUGGAGACCUCGGUGACUACACCACCGUAAGCUUUGACACGCUCCGAUCCACUCUCCUUUCGUAUCUGUCAAAGGAUUGCCUGCUCAACCAUGAAAUAGUGACCGUUUGUCGCUUUUUCUCGGCUGAACAGGCAAUGCCUCCUAGCUGCGACAGGAAUCGAGUGCGAGCUGCUGCCCAACUUGAGCUAAAGCGCGCCUUAUGGAACGGAGUGGAUCAACUACACGAUCAUCUGAGUCAUAUCAAUCCGGCCUGCAGGCCUUACAUCAGCGAGGCUCAAGUCAGGUCCACUUUGCGUGGCUGCCGGCUACCUUUCAGUCUGGAGCUUGUGGAGGACAUUCUAAUGGUGCUGCAGCGCAACGGACAAAAUGAGAUCGAGGUGCGCGACUUCCUGGCUUUCUUUAACAUGCGCAGCGACCAAGUGCCCGACAUUGCUCCGCUUAACAUCGCCUUUGAACUGUGCCCUAAGCUGCCCUUCCUGCACAAAGGUCGACUGGUGGACUUCACCUGGUUCCUGGACUACCUUGGUCUAGAGGAGGAACUAAAGCGAGCCAACAUUUAAGA